Molecule: messenger RNA, 2485 nt
Organism: Mugil cephalus (flathead mullet)
Lineage: Eukaryota; Metazoa; Chordata; Actinopteri; Mugiliformes; Mugilidae
Product: somatomedin-B and thrombospondin type-1 domain-containing protein
Exons: 5
Coding region: 167-970 (267 amino acids)
Source: RefSeq, a predicted model, not a curated record
UGACCCACCACUGACCAGACAUGACAGGAAUUCAUUUCAUGAAGAAUUUAAACUUCAAACACUGCUCUGGCGAAUAACUAGGGGCUUCAAGCAAAGUUGUGGAAACUGCUGCAAAGCGCACCAAACGUCCUGAAACCUGUUGAGUUGCGCGCCGCGCUCCGUCGUGAUGCCCGUCUCGGGGACCAGCUCUGUCACGCUCAUCUUUCUCGGGAUGUGUUCACUCCUCGUCGGCCAGUGUUGGUCGGGCUGUCGGGAAGCGGCUCUCUGCUGCUCCGGGAGGGACCCGUCGUGCACCAGCAGGGGAUGGAGAUCUGACCGCUCGUAUGGCACCUGCUACUGCGACCAAGCCUGCGUGUCCACCGUGGACUGCUGCCACGACUAUGGGGCUGCGUGCCCAGCCGUGUCCUGUGUGGUGAGUGAGUGGACGGAGUGGUCAGGAUGCGCUGAGCCCUGCAGGGCCACGGUCCGCAGACGGAGCAGGACCAUCCUGCAGGAGCCACUCAAUGCAGGGACCCCCUGUCCUCACUUGGAGGAGUAUGCGGGCUGUGCGCAGUACUGGUCUCAGCACGGGCACUGUCAGAACUCACUCGUCCCAGCCCUUAUUACCACAGGUGGCUAUGGCAACGCUAGGAAGAAAAGAGACAUCCCUGACAGCAGUGAUGUUGCAGGGUACUGUGUCCAGUUCCAAUUGACCUCUCUGACAAAAGGGUGCCAGCAAAGUGAGGGCCCACACACCCUGUGGAUGCGGUACCUGAGGGAGGGCCACCAUGUGUGUGUCGAGUGCCAGCCGCCUGCUCUCGCUGCUGGACAGACACACUGUGCAGGAGAUGGAGAAGAAAACACCAAGGACAGAAGACAAUCUCUCCAGUGGCAGGCGGUGGGAAACCCUCGAUGCAGGGGCGUGUGGAGACGUGUGGGGAGGCUGGAUGCGUGCUCCUGUCCAACAGCCCACAGCUUCCUCUUCAUCUAACCUCCUUCCUUCCUUCUGUAAGCCUCCAUCCUGUACGGAUUUACUGAGCUAUGUGGGAAGAGGCAGAAUAUUCCAGCAAAAUAACAUAACAGCCAGAAUAGGUACACAUACUGAAUGCUGACUCUGUUCACUUAAAGAGAUUUGGUCAUGGCUCAUUUGUGGCGUUUUAAUGGUGCCAGACGUAAUCUUGUGUGUAAAUGCUGAAUAUGUGGCAAGGAAAAUUCACAUUUUUGUAAGGAUAUCAUUUACUGCACUUAUUAACACAGACUUUAAUACCAGUCCUAUUUCCCCACUGAAAACUUACAGAAAAUGAAAUGAAAGUCAAGAAUUCGGGGAUCAAAAUGUAAAGUGAUCUGAUUUAUUUCAUUUUGAGUCAUUUAAGGGAAAUGUUGCUUUUUGUUAAGAAAUAGAAAUAUCUUGGGACACUGAGACACUUGUUUUUUUGUUAGUUUUUUUUACAUGACAAGUACUGGCUCUGUGUGAAUCACAACCAGUCACAACGCCAAAGUUACAACAUGCACCGAACAAUAGAACAUUUAUACAGAAACAACAGCAUAGAAAGUCGACAGGUAAAAAUGUUUUUCUUAUCUUUUUUACAAAACAGACAGCCUCGGGACCUACAAACAACAUUGUAUAAGAGCUGGCUAAGGUCAUUCAAAGAUCUUUUUUUUUUUUUCUUCAAUUCCCUGGAAACAGUGUACUUUACAAAGACUGAUGGCUUAGGCAAGGUUGGGGUCAAUUCCACUGAGAGCUUAGAAAAAAAUAGUAGUGUUUGAAAUUUGUACUCGGUUUUAAUUUGUGUCUUGCUCUAAUACUGGUUGCUGUUAUAGUGUCAUGUGCGAUGUGUUUUUCACUCUAUCAAGGCAUCCUGAAUCGACCCCAACCCUGUAAUACAGUGUUAGAUUCAGAGUGUGUGGAACUGGGCUUCUUGCUAGACCACUUGGAAACUACCACAUGUCCUUGAAAAAGUCCUGUGGGAUUCUAACAAAAAAUGGAAAAAGACUUACAGUUAAAUUUAGCAGCUACAACCUGACAACCAAAUUCUAUUUUUAAUUUCAGCUAAAGGCAUUUACUGUAUAGUUGGGAGUCUUAUGGGAUAACUGGGAGUCUAGUUAUGAAAAUAGUAGAGAAUCUGUGCUGUUCAUUUUAAUAUUUAUAAAUGAACACGGAAAAUCAUAAAGAGUUUGGUUUAUUCCCUUGAUUCACAUCAGGAUCUUGGUGAAAUUAAAAGGCCCUGUAUACUAUCACAUUUUAUUAUUUUUGAAUAGCUCCCGUGGAAAUGGACUCAAGCAAACGAUCCAAAUAAAAUGAAACCAAGCAUGUAUGGUAAAAACAAAUGACCUUUUUUUUCUUCUUUGUAUUAUGGUGGUGUCACAGUAUCACAGUCUAAGUAUCAAAUGAAAACACCAUGCUUGAUAUUCUUUCUUUUCUAAAAGCGUAAUAACAUACUCGUGUCAGGAUUUUAAUACUUGUGUUUCUUUCAUAUUUGCCUGCAAUAAAUCUCAGUUCUCCAGA